Molecule: messenger RNA, 596 nt
Organism: Pseudomassariella vexata
Lineage: Eukaryota; Fungi; Ascomycota; Sordariomycetes; Amphisphaeriales; Pseudomassariaceae
Exons: 3
Coding region: 1-534 (177 amino acids)
Source: RefSeq, a predicted model, not a curated record
AUGAUUUUCACCAAAGUCUUCACUCUGGCCAUCUUGGCCGCCAUUCCGGCCUAUACUGUCCCCGUCUCAUCAGUACCUCCAAAUGCUUUGAACGUCAAGCUCAACGACAAAAUGUCUAAGGAUAUGGACAACCCCCCAGACAAGGACAACGACAUGUACUCCGCCUUGCAGGCCCGCGCUGAUGAAGAAGCCGACAUCAACGCACACGAGUUUCAGCCACCUAAGGCUAAUGCCGCUGAAAUGGUGUCUCGUGAUAUCGGGACUUCGGACCUCGCAGAAACGGAUAAAGAGGUCUCCAAGAGAUCCAACGAACCAAGAGGCUUCAAUCAUCAUCACGGUGGCCGCGGAAAGUGGGUUAAUCAUCACCGUGGUGUCCACAAGGCGGCUAUUCAUCGUGGUGCAUGCUUAGGAGGCGUGCACCGCAAUAGACGUGGCAAGCAUCAUGGCGCCGGUUACUACAAGAAAUUGAACAGAAUCUCAGGCCACACCCGCAAUUGGGACCAUGGCGCACGUAGAGCGUACCAUCACCAUUAAGCAGAUUUUUCGUCUUGCUUGGAUGAUUAAACAUCAAGUUCUUUUCUGGGUGACAAGAGAUU